Messenger RNA from Stylophora pistillata, 989 nucleotides. RefSeq lists its product as uncharacterized. Gene Ontology annotation, molecular function: protein binding. NCBI's taxonomy places the organism in Eukaryota, Metazoa, Cnidaria, Anthozoa, Scleractinia, Pocilloporidae. The record is from RefSeq and is a predicted model, not a curated record.
UAUUGUUAUAAAAAGACAAUCUGCGAAAAUAUUACGUUACUUAGUUGUUACAGAGCGUAGCGGAUCUGUUUCCACAAGUUCACCAUUUAAGAUGCUUUUUUUAUUGUGCGUCUUACUUUUUGAGGCAUGUACUGUGUCAGGCAACCCAAUGAAAAACCACGGUAUGGGACAUGACUCCAUUCAGGAAAGUCCAGAUCAAGAGAGCCAGGAUGAUUCCUCCAUGAUACUAGCACGAUAUGUCCGUGGAGGAUCCAAAACAUGCACAUACAGAAACAAGGAAUACAAACCGGGCACAAAAGUUGACAUAAAUGUGGCUCCGGAUUAUGCACGAUGUGAUCAAUGUACUUGUAGCAAGAAAGGAAAAUUCCGCAAAUGCACCAAAUUGUACGAUUGUGAAGUGGGUUCUCUGCAGUGCAAGGCUGAGGAUUACGAAUGGCCUCCUGAUAUCUGCUGUCCUGAGUGCAAACGAAAAAGUUGCACCGACGACAGAAAGGUUGGGGAAAAAUGGCAGAGGAUAAAAAGUAAGACAGGGCCGAAUGAAGGCAUCUGUUCCCUUUGCGAAUGUUUAGCAGACGGAAAAGAGUUCUGCAAUGACAACCGUUUCAUUUGCUUCGACAUACCAGGGUGCCUGGAGACUGAGAUGAAACCGGACUUCUGCUGUCCACAGUGCAAAACUUGGGCCAAAUCAACCACGACUACUGCACCAAGCUUUACCAUUGUACUGACGGAACCUACAGAGCCACCUUUUCCUCCUUUCCCGUUUGACGCCAAUAAAGACCAAGAAAGUUAAGACCAGGCGUAGUGAAUGUUAUUUUUCGCAGAUGCGAUUUGCUUUGGGUGUUUAGAUCUCUGAGAACUUCCGGCGGUUUUUUUUUCCAGGAAAGAGUAAGCACAAUGAUUCUGAUGAAUUGUGUUGUGAAAGAAGAGAUGGUUAAAUAAGUGUGUUAGUGAGACUUGAUUAUAACCUGGAAUUAAAACUUGAAAAGAAA